CCGGAGGGGGGCGGGUCAGGAAGUGGGGGCGCGACGGUCGGGAGCGGCCCUGGGGCAGCCGAGGGGCUCGGCGACGCCGAGGACGGGAGGCUCCGGGCCCGCGCGGGAGCCGGAGGGGCGCCCCGGUCCCCGUGGAGACCAUGGCGGAGGAAGAAGGUGACGGGCCGGGGUCCAACGCGCCAGCUGCCGCCCGAGUAUCUCAUGUGAAGAUCACUGAACCAGAGACUGAAAUAGCAGGACCAACUGUAGAACUGCGCCAAAGGAAAAAGCUAAAGUCUUCAGAAAAUAAGGACUCUGCCAAAGAAGAAAAAAUCAAUGACACUCCAGUUCCUGAAAGACCUCCAAAAUUUCUCCAUAGUCAACUGCAGUCCAGAAGCAGAUGAUCAUCCUGACAUACUGUCAGAUGUAUUAUUUCAGCGCUUUGCAAAGAUUUUCAUUGGCUGUCUUGCAGCAGUUACUAGUGGUAUGAUGUAUGCUCUCUAUUUAUCAGCAUACCAUGAACGGAAAUUCUGGUUUUCCAACAGGCAGGAGCUUGAACGGGAAAUCACAUUUCAGGGUGACAGUGCCAUUUAUUAUUCUUAUUAUAAAGAUAUGUUAAAGGCACCUUCAUUUGAAAGAGGUGUUUAUGAACUGACACACAAUAACAAAACUGUGUCUCUGAAGACUAUAAACGCAGUGCAGCAAAUGUCUCUCUAUCCAGAACUUAUUGCCAGCGUUUUAUAUCAAGCAACUGGUAGCAAUGAGAUUAUUGAGCCGGUGUAUUUCUACAUUGGGAUUGUUUUUGGAUUGCAAGGAAUAUAUGUUACUGCUUUAUUUGUUACAAGUUGGCUUAUGAGUGGAACGUGGCUAGCAGGAAUGCUUACUGUUGCGUGGUUCAUCAUUAACAGGUUAGAUACAACAAGAAUUGAAUACUCCAUUCCUUUAAGAGAAAACUGGGCACUCCCAUAUUUUGCAUGCCAAGUUGCUGCACUUACGGGCUAUUUAAAAAGCAACUUAAAUACAUAUGGCGAGAGGUUUUGCUACUUGUUGAUCAGUGCUUCAACUUACACAUUUAUGAUGAUGUGGGAGUACAGCCACUAUCUCUUGUUUCUACAAGCAAUAUCUCUGUUCUUGCUAGAUAGUUUUUCAGUGGAGCUAAGUGACAAGGUUCAUGAAGUUUAUAAAAUCUAUAUAUUUUCUCUUUUUCUGGGAUAUUUACUGCAGUUUGAGAAUUCAGCCUUAUUGGUAUCUCCUUUAUUAAGUUUAGUGGUGGCCUUAAUGCUUGCUAAAUGCCUUCAGCUGAAUGUGAAAAAAGGCACUUUUAUAGCUAAAAUGAUAAAAGUGAUUAAUUUUUACUUGGUGUGUACUCUGACAGUGACACUGAAUAUUAUAAUGAAGAUGUUUGUCCCACACAAAGAAAAUGGGCACAUGCUGAAAUUCCUUGAAGCAAAAUUUGGACUAAAUAUAACUAAGAAUUUUACAAUGAAUUGGCUCCUGUGUCAAGAAUCUCUGCAAACACCAUCUCAAGACUUUUUUUUGCGAUUGACACAGUCUUCUUUAUUACCUUUCUAUAUUUUAGUGUUAAUUAUUUGUUUUCUUUCUAUGAUGCAAGUUAUUUUUUGGAGAAUUAAUGGUAAGAAGUCCCUGAAAGAAACUAUUACUCUUGAGGAUGGACGAAUUGGAGAAAGGCCAGAAAUAACAUAUCAUGUGAUUCAUACUAUUUUAUUGGGCUCUCUUGCAUUGAUUAUAGAAGGCUUGAAAUACCUUUGGACUCCUUACGUUUGCACGCUAGCAGCCUUUGGUGUGUGUUCUCCUGAACUUUGGAUGACACUUUUCAAGUGGCUUCGAUUACGAACUGUACACCCAGUAUUGUUAGCUCUUAUUCUGAGCAUGGCUAUGCCUACUAUAAUAGGUCUCAGCUUAUGGAAAGAGUAUUUUCCAAGAUUAAUGACAGAAUUAACAGAACUACAAGAAUUUUAUGAUCCAGAUACAGUGGAACUUAUGACCUGGAUAAAAAGGCAAGCCCCAGUUGCAGCUGUGUUUGCAGGGAGUCCACAGUUAAUGGGUGUGAUUAAAUUAUGCACCGGAUGGAUGGUGACUAGCUUACCUCUUUACAAUGAUGAUGAUCUACUCAAGAGAAAUGAAAAUAUCUAUCAAAUCUAUUCAAAGCGAUCUGCUGAGGAUAUUUAUAAAAUACUGACAUCCUACAAGGCUAAUUACCUAAUUGUUGAGGAUGCUAUCUGCAAUGAGGUGGGAACCAUGAGAGGCUGUAGGGUUAAAGAUUUAUUAGACAUUGCAAAUGGCCAUGUGGUUUGUGAAGAAGGUGACAAGUUAACUUACUCAAAACAUGGGCGAUUUUGUCAUGAGGUCAAAAUUAACUAUUCUCCAUAUGUGAAUUACUUCACUAGAGUCUACUGGAACAGGUCCUACUUUGUAUAUAAAAUCAACACUGUGAUAUCCUUUCAGUCUUGAAAAAUAGCAGAGCCUUCAUUUCAAAGACUUAGACCACUUGAAGUAAGAUGCAGUUUUCUUCUACCUAUGUGGUGUCUUUUGGAAAUCAGUAUGAAAUACACUGCUACUUUUCCCCUCCUGCGGUCAGCUGGAUCCAGAGUUCUUUGGGGAAUAGAUCAAGCAUUACUGUCCUUUGGUAAAAUGUCAAAUCUACUACUCUAAUACUCCAGCCAGCUAUUUUCCAUCUUGCCACCUGGUCUUUAAAGAUCUUACAUUCUGAACUAUUGUAAAAUUUUCCUCAUAGAUCUUCAUUCUAUAAUGUUGAUCUUGAAUUUGAAUAUAUUCAAGGUCAGAGUGCAUCUUUCAAACAUAGUAUUUAAUAAAGACUUAAUAUACAGUUAUAGAAUAGAAGGAAAGAAUUAUUCUUACCCUCAAGGCAGUUUCUGAAAGUGUUUCAGGGUUUAUAACAGAACUGAAAUACAAAAAAAACCAAAAUGUUAGCCAAAAAUAUGUGGCAUUUAAAAUAAAUUGAAUAUUAUAUGAAGAAAAGUGAUUUUUAAGGAUAAACAUAAAGAUAUAUCCAGAUUUUCCAUAUACUGUUCAUACCAUCUGCUGCUUAUAUAAAUGAGCACUUAGUAAUAUAUAGUGCAUGAUAUUGCAUUUUAUUAUUUUGAACUAUUAAGUGGUUAGCUUUUUUCACUUAAUGCCCAUAAAUUUGAUACCAAUUUAAUCAUGAUAAAACACUAACUCUUGUAUCUAUAUAUUUUUUAAAACAGACAUUUAAAAGGAUGCUGUUCAGGUUUUUAAAAACUAUAGAUAUGGGGUAUAUGAUCUAUUUACAUGUUUUCUACUGAACUAUUAAGUAAAAAAUGAAAUAUCAGAAUAAGAAUAUGUACACUAAAAUGAGCAACAAUUUCUGGAGUUACAUGCAGAUGGUGUUAAGUAUACCUCUGCAGACAGAUAUAUUCAUUGUAAAACACAAGUGCUAUUAUUCAUGAAACUGAUACAGUCUUCAACAUUAAGAAAAAAUGACAGUUACAGUAAGACAGCACAGUUUCACAGUCUAAAUGCUUUGUUCCUUUAAAUAUUUUCAUAUUUUUAAUCAUAUUAUGAAAGAAAUUUUUAAAUGAUUAAUUUGGUCUUAUAAAGAGAUUCAUGAUAGAUGUAUCAUUUUAAUAAGAUGGGCUGUACAUUUACUUUUACCUUAUAUAUGUGUUCAGUGAAUAGGUUUCCAAAUUUUCACUUGUUAAAGUGCUAUAAAAAUUGCGAUUUCAGUACUCCAAAUUACGACAUUAGUAGAGAGCAUCUUUCCAUUACCUUCACUUUCUGGUUCAUAUAUAUAUAUAUAUAUAUACACACAUACGCACACACAUACAUAUUUUCUUUUGUUUUAAAGUACAAAAGCACGUGCAUUCUUAGAUUUCCUCUAGGAUGCUUUGCUCUUUUGGAGCUUAUAACUGUUUGAUGGCCAUGUCAUAUAUCUGGUGCAUUAGUUUUAUUGGUUCUCAUAUCACGCUUUUAUAAUUUUUAACAAAAUAACUGCAGGCAGAAUAUUUCAAGUUCUCUGUACAUCUUAAUAGUGAGUCACGAGUAUUUAGCUUCAAGCCUUAUGAAAAUACUGUCAGUUACCUAAAUAUGCACUGAAUAGUCACAUGGUAGUAUUUGUGAUUAGAGCAUAUAAAACAAUGUAAUUUAAAAGUUGGCUUGCAUAUUUUGAAAGAGAAAUAGAACAAUCUACUUUCUAUGUAGCAUGAAAUAUUUAAUAGAAUUUUUAUUGAUUUAUAUUUUCAAAGAUGCUGAAUUAGUUUUAAUUGUGACUUCAGUUUUUGACAUAUUAGUAAGUUACUUUUGUUCUGUCAACUUACUUCUUAAAAUAGAUAUGGAGAAGCUUUUAAUUGUUUAAAAUAAUGAAUUUUUCAUGCAGCAUCAUUUGAAAAAGAAAAUGUAAAUUUUACUAUAGAAGUAAUAAUAUUAGAUAUGAGAGAAAUUUAUUUGCCUCUAACUGUAGUUAAAAUAAUAGUACUACAAAACUGUUGAGUAAGGAGCAUUUCAUUAAUUUUCUUAUUUAUAGACUAACAUGAUUAAAAGUUCUGCAAUUAAUUCUUUUGGGCAACUUACAAUUAGUUGUUAGGUUUGACAAUAAAGAUCUAUUGUGAAAGGAACAAAGUACAUGGUUUUGGGGUGGAAAGAAUUUCUUGAGGAAAUACAAAACAUACUUUGCCCUUGAUGUUGCAAAACCAUUGAAGUUAAGUGCCUUAACUUCUUUUUUACUUUUCAUUUCCCAAAAAAUAUUACUCGUUUCUUUUCCGCAAGAAAAUUUUGGUAACUUUUUCCUCAUGAAGCACAGAGAAAGUGUCCUCAUUAUGCUAUUUUCACUAUAAACUUUAAUUCAUUAGUAAGCAAAUCUUUAUUAAGGGCAGCAGUGGGAUUUCUCAUCUGCUAAAUAAAUUAAUUUAGCAUCCCAAAUGCCAAACAAUUCCACAAAUAAAACUUACUUGAUAAAGUAUAUGAUAUUACUUCUGUGCUGGUUUAUUUUUUUUUUUUUAAUUUUGACGUCUGUAUGUUGGUGCUUUUUGUUAGACUGGUAGGGUUUUAUAACCUAGGGAGUAUGCAUUGUACUUGAGAACUAACUUUUUUCUUCAUUACUUUCUGCGUAUAUAGACAGCAUGUUUUUCAGGACAUUAAUCCAAAUUGCCACUAGCCUCAAUGUUAUGGCACUCUUCCAUACAGUCCAGAUUAACUUAAGGAAAAGCAGAAGUGGAGGUCUAAGUGUUUUACAAGUUGGGGGCUGAAAAUAUACUUUAAAAAAAUCAGUCACUAAUUUCUUGAAGGGCACAAUGAAUAGCCAUCUUAUUAAUUGUUUUGUUUUUGAGAAAUCAAUUUUGGGGGCCAUUUUUAUUUUUGAACUGUUAAAACACUUUGAUGCCUUUUGUGGAUAAAAGUAGUGCCUCUUUGUAAAAUUAGUGGUGUCUCUAAAAGUUCUACGUGUCGAUUUUUUGGGUAAAUCUAUUUCAAGUGCAUGAAUAUUUAAAGGACACAUGUUAUGAAUUCUGUAUAUUUAAGAAUUUUUUGUAAAACAAAUAAUUAGUUACUGAUUUACAUGUCAGUAUAUAUUCUCUCUUCAUUUCUUUAGUUUUUAAAAUACAUAGUCUCUAUUGCUGCUUUUUGCUAAUACUUUUAGAUCCCAGUAAUUAAAGUUACAGUUCUGAUAGUUGCAAAUAAAAUCAAACAAUUUCUUAUUGAAAUAAUAGCUUAUGAAGUUUUUGAAUGUGUAGAAUUAACAUUUUAAAUAAAAUUAGAUGUGAAAAUUGUAAAGGAAUAUAUUUGACUCAAAUAUUUUCAUCCAUUAUAUUUUGUAAACAUUAUAUUGACUUGUUGUACAUAAUAAAACAGGGCAUUUAAGAACCAGAUUUGCUGAACUUGGCAUAAAGUCACCUUUGAAUCAUUUCUGUUUAUAGGUUUGUUAGAAUUUGCAGCAUUUUAAUCUUGGCAUAUAUAAUCUUGACAUAUGUAAUGUGUAGUUCUGUAAGAGGUACACUGAACAUCUGACCACUAUAUUUCGUGAAUAAUAGUAUCAGAUAGAAACAUGCAUUUCAGACUUAUAGUUUGAAAUAUCUUGUAAGUAACCAUUUCAUAUUUUAAGUUUAGUAGCUUUUUGUACUGCUGUUUAACAAAGAUGAAUACAACUGCUUUUAUGUAGGUUGACUUCUGAAUCAUAUCUACAACAGUGUAUAUUCAGAUUGUGUUACUCCUACAACUAAAGUGACAUCUGAACAAAAAAAUAAAAGUUGAUUUUAAUAAAUAUAAAUCUUUUAAAAUAGUUGGGUAAUAAACUAGUGUACAUCAGAUUUUGUAACAUUAAAUAUACUUAUAUCAAGAAUGAAAUUAUUUCAUGCUUAAAAACAGUUGUCGUUUUGUUUUUAUAAUAAAACUCUUUAGAAUUGGUCUUUUA
Messenger RNA from Manis javanica (Malayan pangolin), 6382 nucleotides. NCBI's taxonomy places the organism in Eukaryota, Metazoa, Chordata, Mammalia, Pholidota, Manidae. The record is from RefSeq and is a predicted model, not a curated record.